Pelodiscus sinensis (Chinese soft-shelled turtle) is the source of this 1718-nucleotide messenger RNA. Lineage: Eukaryota; Metazoa; Chordata; Testudines; Trionychidae. The record is from RefSeq and is a predicted model, not a curated record.
CUCUCUGGCGACAGGCGAGUGUCUCCGUGCACCAUGGAGCUGGCCGGAGCCAUCACCAUCUUCCUGGGCAUCUACUUGUCUUGCCUCCUGGUCAUCUCGACCUGGAGGAAACACUCGCGCUACAAGAACCUGCCGCCCGGGCCCACCCCCCUCCCGCUGAUCGGGAACUUCCUGCAGAUCAAGAUGGGGGACACCCUCAAGUCCCUGGAGAGGCUGCGGGACCAGUACGGCCCGGUGUUCACGGUGUAUUUCGGGUCCAAGCCCAUCGUGGUGCUGUGUGGUCACGAGGCGGUGAAGGAAGCCCUGGUGGACCAGGCGGAGGAGUUCAGCGGCAGAGGCGCCAUGCCGACGGUGGAGAAGAACUUUCAGGGCCAUGGGGUGGUCUUCGCCAACGGGGAGCGGUGGCGCCAGCUGCGCCGGUUCUCCCUCACCGUGCUGCGCAACUUCGGCAUGGGGAAGCGGUCCAUCGAGGAGCGCAUCCGGGAGGAGGCCCAGUACCUGCUGGAGGCCUUUAGAAAUACUAAAGCGGAACCGUUUGACCCGACCUACUUCUUGAGCCGGGCUGUGUCCAACGUCAUCUGCUCCAUCGUCUUUGGCAACCGCUUCGACUACGAAGACAAGGAAUUCCUGUCGCUGCUGCAGAUGAUGAACGAAAGCUUUCGGGAGAUCAGCACGCCCUGGUCCCAGCUCUACGACAUGUACUCCUGUGUCAUGCGGUACCUGCCCGGGCGUCACCACCGCCUCUACCACCUCAUCGAGGCCCUCAAGGCCUUCAUCGCCCAGAGGGUGCAGCUCAACCAGGCGUCGCUGGACCCCGACGUCCCACGGGAUUUCAUCGACUGCUUCCUCCUGCAGAUGGAGAAGGAAAAGAAAAACCCCAGCAGUGAAUUCAACACCACGAACUUGGUACUCACCACGCUCAACUUGUUCUUCGCUGGCACGGAGACCGUCAGCUCCACCCUAAGAUACGGCUUCCUCUUCCUCAUGAAGUACCCGGAAGUCGAAGAAAAGGUGCACCGGGAAAUCGACCACGUCAUCGGCCGCCACCGCGUCCCUGCCAGCGAGGACCGGAUGAAGAUGCCCUACACCGACGCCGUGAUCCACGAGAUCCAGAGGCUGACGGACAUUGUGCCCUUGGGGGUGCCGCACACCGUGAUCCGGGACACCCAGUUCCGGGGGUACACGCUCCCCAAGGGCACCAACGUCUUCCCGUUACUGGGCUCUGUCCUACGGGACACGAAGUACUUCAGCAGCCCCGAGGAGUUCAACCCUGGGCAUUUCCUGGACGAGAACGGCCGUUUUAAGAAGAACGAGGCCUUCGUGCCCUUCUCCUCCGGCAGGCGGGUGUGCCUGGGCGAGGGCCUGGCCCGCAUGGAGCUCUUCCUCUUCCUCACCACCAUCCUGCAGCGCUUCGCCCUCCAGCCCCUCGUGGCCCCGAAGGACAUUGACGUCAGCCCGAGAAUGAGCGGCUUCGGGAACGUCCCCCCCACGUACCAGCUGUGCCUGGUCCCCCGCUGACACCAAAAGUUGGCCCAAAAAUGCCCAACGCGACCGUUUGCCGUGCGCUUUCGACCCGCCCUGGUGUGUAAAAAGAGUCCAGCUGCCUCUCUGACUCUCUUCGAUCUCUUCUGACUCCCACCACAACCACCCAGGCAGACGCCCACGCUGGUUCGAUGAGGCUUCACCUGGGACUUUUGUGGAGCUUGGCUUUGCCGUUC